Strigops habroptila (Kakapo) is the source of this 740-nucleotide messenger RNA. RefSeq names its product mitochondrial fission process 1 (gene MTFP1). The coding region runs from base 37 to 555 and encodes 172 amino acids. The record is from RefSeq and is a predicted model, not a curated record. Lineage: Eukaryota; Metazoa; Chordata; Aves; Psittaciformes; Psittacidae. The transcript is spliced from 4 exons. Gene Ontology annotation, cellular component: mitochondrion. Gene Ontology annotation, biological process: mitochondrial fission.
GGCUCGUGCGGCGGCGGGACCGGGAGCGCGCGCGCCAUGGGGGCGGCGGAGCCCGACCUCUACCGGGACACGUGGGUCCGGUACCUGGGUUAUGCCAACGAGGUGGGUGAAUCCUUCCGCCCGCUGGUGCCGGUGCCGGUGGUGUGGGCCAGCUACGGCGUGGCCACCGCGUACGUGACCGCCGACGCCAUCGACAAGGGCCGGAGAGCUGCCACCGCGCACGCGCAGGACCCGGCGCAGGCCACGCGCGUUGGGGUGGCCGUGGUGGACACGUUCAUCUGGCAGAGCCUGGCCUCGGUGGCCAUCCCCGGCAUCACCAUCAACCGCCUGUGCGCCGCCUCGCUGGCCCUGCUGGGCACCCUCACCCGCUGGCCCCUGCCCCUGCGCCGCUGGGCCACCACCGCCCUGGGGCUGGCCACCAUCCCCGUCAUCAUCACCCCCAUCGACAGGAUGCUCCUGGGAUUAGGACAGCUCCAGCCCCUCCAUCAGAGCCAGUUAACCAGGGACACCACCCCCCACUUCCCUUCUCCUGCCGCAGGACCGUGGACUUCCUGAUGGACUCCAGCCUCCGCAAGCUCUAUGGGGCACCAGGAGAGCCCCCGGCCCCACACUGAGCCCCCGCUGGGGGCACUGAACCUGAUCUUGGGGUGCUGAGACCCACUGACUGUGAACCCACCUCCCCUGAUCCCACACCCGGUAACGGCCCCGGGGCUGGUCCUAAUAAACCAUUUCAAGGCUGA